Messenger RNA from Oryzias latipes (Japanese medaka), 2475 nucleotides. The record is from RefSeq and is a predicted model, not a curated record. Lineage: Eukaryota; Metazoa; Chordata; Actinopteri; Beloniformes; Adrianichthyidae.
AUGGCAUUUCUGAGUCAGAGGGAGGAUGAGGAUGAGCUGGAGGCUGAAGAUGAAGAGCAGAGGAGCAGCAGAGAGUCACUGAUGAAGAUCACAGUGAACUUCCUGAGGAGAAUGAAACAGGAGGAGCUGGCUGAUCGACUGCAGAGCAGAUCUCCAGCAGUUUGUCAACGUAAAGUCCAAUCUAGUCUGAAGAAGAAGUUCCAGUGUUUGUUUGAGGGGAUGGCUAAAGCAAUAAACCCAACCCUUCUGAAUGAGAUCUACACAGAGGCAGCAUCCAAGAAAGCAGACAGAGCAGAAACAACCAUCAGACAAGAAGAGCUCUUUCAACUCCCAGCUGGAAGACAAGAACCAAUAAGAACCGUGAUGACUAAGGGAGUGGCUGGCAUCGGGAAAACAGUAUUAACACAGAAGUUCACUCUGAACUGGGCUGAAGGCAAAGCCCACCAGAAUCUCCACUUCAUAUUUCCAUUCACUUUCAGAGAGCUGAAUGUGCUGAAAGAAGAGAAGUUCAGCUUGGUGGAACUUAUUCAUCACUUCUUCCCUGAAACCAAACAAGCAGGAAUUUUCAGAUUUGAAGACUUCCAGGUCCUCUUCAUCUUUGAUGGUCUGGAUGAGAGUCGACUUCCUUUGGACUUCCACAAGACUCAGAUCCUAAAUGACCCUAGAGAGUCCACCUCAGUGGCUGAUAUGCUGAGAAACCUCAUUAGGGGAAACCUGCUUCCCUCUGCUCUCAUCUGGAUAACCACACGACCUGCAGCAGCCAAUCAGAUCCCUGCUGAGUGUGUUGACAUAGUGACAGAGGUCAGGGGGUUCAAUGAUCCACAGAAGGAGGAGUACUUCAGGAAGAGGUUCAGAGAUGAAGAGCAGGCCAGCAGGAUCAUCUCCCACAUCAAGAGAUCACGAAGCCUCCGCAUCAUGUGCCACAUCCCAGUCUUCUGCUGGAUCACUGCUACAGUUCUGGAUGAUCUGCUGAAGAGCAGAGAGGGAGGAGAGAUGCCCAAGAACCUGACUGAGAUGUACAUCCACUUUCUGGUGCUUCCGGCCAAAGUCCAGAAGGUCAAGUAUGGCAGAGGAGCUGAGAUGGAUCCUCACUGGAGUCCAGAGAGCAGGGAGAUGAUGGAGUCUCUGGGAAAACUGGCUUUUGAGCAGCUGCAGAAAGGAAACCUGAUCUUCUAUGAAUCCGACCUAACAGAGUGUGGUAUCAAUAUCAAAGCAGCCUUGGUGUACUCAGGAGUGUUCACACAGAUCUUUAGAGAGGAGAGAGGCCUGUACCAGGACAAGGUCUUCUGCUUCAUCCAUCUGAGUGUUCAGGAGUUUCUGGCUGCUCUUCAUGUCCACCUGACCUUCAUCACCUCUGGACUCAACCUCAUGGAGGAACAGCAAUCACAGAUGUCUCAGCAUAAACAGAGAAGAUCAGUCCAGUUGUACCAGAGUGCUGUGAAGAAGGCCUUAAAGAGUCUAAACGGACACCUGGACUUGUUCCUCCGCUUCCUCCUGGGUCUUUCACUGCAGACCAAUCAGAGACUCUUACGAGGUCUGCUGACUCAGACAGGAAGUAGCUCAAAGAUCAAUCAGGAAACAGUCCAGUUCAUCAAGGAGAAGAUCAGUGAGGAUCUGUCUGCAGAGCAAAGCAUCAACCUGUUCCACUGUCUGAAUGAACUGAAUGAUGCUUCUCUAGUGGAGGAGAUCCAACGGUUAAGGAGGUUAGGACGUCUGUCCACAGAGAAACUGUCUCCUGCUCAGUGGUCUGCUCUGAGCUUCAUCUUACUGUCAUCAGAAGAAGAUCUGGAAAAGUUUGAACUGAAGAAAUACUCUGGUUCAGAGAAGGGUCUUCUGAGGCUGCUGCCAGUGGUAAAAGCCUCCAACAAAGCUUUGUUGGAUAAUUGUAAUCUGUCGGAGAGAAGCUGUGCAGCUCUGUCCUCAGUUCUAAGAUCUCAGUCCUCCAGACUCAGACUUCUGGACCUGAGUAACAACAACCUGCAAGAUUCAGGAGUGAAGCUGCUAUCAGCUGGACUGAAGAGUCCAUACUGUAAAUUGGAGACUCUCAGGUUGGUGAGAUGCAGUUUGUCAGAGAACAGCUGUGAAGCUCUGGGCUCAGCUUUGGAGAAAAACCCAUCUAAUCUGAAAGUACUGGACCUGAGCGGGAACAAGAACCUGCAGGAUUCAGGAGUUCUUCAACUGUGUGGUUUUCUGGAGAGUCCAGACUGCAGACUGCAGACUCUGAGGUUGAUUAACUGCAGAUUGUCAAAGACCAGCUGUGAAGCUCUGGCCUCAGCUCUGAAGUCCAACUCGUCCCCCCUGACAGAACUGGACCUGGAUUACAACAACCUUCAGUCUUCAGAUGUUCAGCAGCUCCAGGAUCUGGUGGACAGUCCAAACUCCAAACUGCAGACUCGUGGAGGAUGGCAGAUUGAAGUUCCUCCUGGAGAAGCAGAGAGGAGCAGCAGCAGCAGCUGGUCUGCAGAGAUGUUGUGA